AAUGCAUGCCCGAAAGGUGCAACUGCAUUGCACUCAUUACUUAACUCUGUCACACGAAUGAGAAAUAUUGCAAACGCAGCUUGCCAUGUUUCUCAUUGCAAAUGAAGCUUGCCAUUUGCGUUAUUUCUCCGAGCCUGCACGCGCGCGCUUGAUUGGACUGGGCUAAAUCCCCGAGCACAUCUCGCGAGGAGUCGCUUCGCACUGACCACUGUGUCACUGUAAUGAUGGCGGCGGCCGCACGCCGGUUCAGCACAAUAUUAAACACCAUUACCGUUUGUAAAAACGGUGCAGGCGUUAAUCUGAGCACAAGCCAGUCGUCCAAAUGGAAAAUCUCCAUGCGACGGAUUGUGACAGGGCUGUGCAUCGCGGUAGGAGGCAUAGCUGUGUGUCAACACUGCCCUGUGAAAGAAGUCAACACAACGAGGAUGAUCCACGCAGUCCCGGUUGUGCUUGCUAGAGAAAAGACCAAGAUAUCUGCUGAUGAUGAAGACAUGCCAAUGUCAGGUCAUGAGCACAGGUUCCGUCUGUUUAGUUCAGUGGAGUACGAAGGGCAGCUUUAUAUGACACCCCUGGACUUCAUCGAGUCAGUUACCAUGAGUGAGCCAAAGAAAAAAAAGUUUUGGCAAGCCCUGACAAAACAGGAUUUAGAUAAGAUUCUCUCAGAUACUCCUCCUGUUUGGAAAGGCUCAUCCAGGCUUUUCAGGAACUUAAAUGAAAAAGGCAUCAUCUCAUAUACAGAGUAUUUGUUUCUUCUUUGCAUUUUGACAAAGCCUCAGGCAGGAUUUAGGAUAGCUUUCAACAUGUUUGAUGCAGAUGGCAAUGAAAUGGUGGACAAAAGGGAGUUUAUGGUGCUAGAGGAAAUAUUUCGUAAGAAAAAUGACAAAAACGAUAGAGGUGGAGAGACUGACAGCUCAUCACAACUGAAUGUGGAACUCUAUGGAUAUCCAGGUUCUGUCAGCCAUGCUGUUCUUAAAAAAGAACACCAAGCGUUUGAACCUAGAAGCUUCUGGGAUGUGCUGAAGCAUGGUGCAAGAAUAGUUCUCUUUUCAGAUCUGAUGGAGCAUGUUCAAGAGAACAUUGCUGACACAACUCUGUUGGUGCAUUUCUUUGGAAAAAAGGGAAAAACUGAACUGAACUUUGAGGACUUCUACAGAUUCAUGGACAACCUGCAGACAGAAGUACUUGAGAUUGAGUUCCUUACCUAUUCUAAAGGCAUGACCACCAUCAGUGAGGAGGACUUUGCUCGGAUCCUUCUGCGAUACACCACUGUGGACAACAUCAGUAGCUAUCUGAAGAAUGUGCAUCAGAGCAUACCUGAUGAGAAGGGAAUCACUUUUGAGGAAUUCAGGUCAUUCUUUCAGUUCCUCAAUAACUUAGAAGACUUUGCCAUUGCCAUGCAAAUGUACAACUACGCAAGUCGACCAAUUGGACAAGAUGAGUUUGCACGUGCAGUCUACGUUGCCACAGGCUUAAAACUCUCCCAGCACCUUGUCAACAUUGUCUUCAAGAUUUUUGAUGUGGAUCACGAUGACCAACUUAGCUACAAGGAGUUCAUUGGCAUCAUGAAGGACCGCCUGCAUCGAGGCUCCUGGGGAUAUCGAGAGGAGAGGUUCACCUCCUUUAAGGCCUGUAUGAAGAAAGAGUUGUCUGGAAAAUAGUUUGGGGAAAAGAAAAAAAAAAUACAGCCUUAAUCUUUCUUUUAUUGUUAUAGGCAUAUUAAUGUUUGUAGUGAUUCUCAGUUAAAUUAGUGAUGUUGUCUUAUUUCCACAAAAUCAAGCUAGGUAGUAUGAUUUUGCAUUGAUGAUGUUUAAACAAAUGACUAGGAACCACACCAUGAAAGCACAGUGUGUUUUGACCAAGGCUUUGCCUAAGCAUCAUAUUACUCUGUAAUAUUAAUGUGCUGGUCGAUUAACAGAUACUAGAUACCAGCCAGACUGUGGGUCAGCGAGGAGAACUGCCAUAGCAUGAUUUUAAGUUAAAGUUCCUAUUAAAGAAAGAAACUAGUUGCCAUUGCAUACUGAAAUUAUAUGUAGGAUGUUACAUUAGGAAUUGUGCAAUUGAAAUUUAUAUUCUGUAGCUAUACUAUAGCUAGUUACCAAUUAGACAAUAAAUUAGACUAUAGUUAGUAACCAAUUUGUAAUAUUAAUGUUUUUAACCCUUUAACAGGCACACAAUGAAAUACUCAUGCACAAAAUCAUUUUUAUGUCCAUUCUUACUAAUUGAAUCACAUUCAGAUUCACGUUUACAUUCAGAUUUUCAAAUUCACUCUUUGGCUUAACAGUUAUGGAUGUAUACCGUCCGGUUAAGUAAUUUAAGGUAGAAGAGCCUACUGAACACAAUGAACCAGUAGUAUGUUUUUACUUUUACAGCUACAAAUUUAAUGAAUUUUGCUUAGAUAUGUUUCUCAUUUAUUGAUAUAUUUGCAGUGUAUCCUCAUUUUGAUAAUCGGUGUAAAACAAGUUAUCUUAAUAAAACGUUAUGCUCAUGAAAUUGCUGAUAAAUCUAGUUCAGUGAACUCCUGCUAAAUCAGUUCAGUUUAGCGACUUAGUGACUGUGCGGUAAACUGUUUUUAACACAACUCAUACAUAAAUACAGGGCUAUGAAUGUAAUAUUAUACCUACAUAAGUGUCAAGAGUGGAAAAGUCGAAAAAAUGUUUCUUUGUGUUUUAUCUUUUCACUGACUUUUGACAUUUUAGCUCAGUAAAAUGAGUAAUGAGGAGUAGAGCUGGUGAUAUCAAUGUUCAGUUUUCAUACUAAAUUCAAAGCAGUAUUUCGUAAACUGAAAGAGCCCCCUUGUGAAUGUAUUAUGCCAGAAACAAUCAUUGUAAUCCUUUGAGAUAAAGCAAAAAAUUGGAGACAUAUUUAUGAACACUAUAUAUUGGAAUGACACUGAUAGAUGUGUAUAAUCGUGUGGUUGAGCUGCCUGUUAAAGGGUUACUUAUUUGUUGUUCACUAGUGAAAUUCCCUGUGUUUCGUUCCUUUUACAGCAAUAACCAUAGACUGAAGACGACACACAGAGUACCUCUAUAUGAUAAGCCAUUGAAUUGGAUUAAGCCAAUACCUCCAGGAAUUAUGCCUAAUACCUUUCCACUGAUACAUUUGCAGGGCCCUUUAACAUCUAAUGAGAGCAUAAUUAAACAUUUAAAUUAUACAUACAGCCUGUUUUAAAAAACAGAAAGAGAUUGAAAUAUUUUAUAAAUAUUUUGUAACCUCAGUUUCACCUAUACAGGAUUCUUCUCUUGAGGCCUUAUGCAGCAACGCAAUAUGCCUUCAUUAAACAACAAAAAGCAAAUUCAUAGUGGGUUUAUGACUAUAUUUUUCUAUGUAGUCUUCUAUAUUACGUCAUAUUUAUACAAAUUAUUUUCAACUGUUUUCUGAAGUCAACGUGCAUGAUGAUUUUUUUUUUCACUUUCAUUUAAAAAAGCCUCAAAGGUAUGCUCUAAAAAUGUGAGAUUUCAGAUACAUUUUAUGUUCAAAUGAUAACUCAGAACCCUGUCUAUUAUGUCCUAUGAAUCAUCAUGACCUUAAUAUCAUAAGCUGCUAUAUACAUAGAAGCUUAUCAUUCUCUACCAUUGAAUAGAAUUUGGUUUUAUAACGUGUUUCUGAUUAAAACAUCACUUUUUCUGUCCACAGCCACCUAUUCAAUCAGGAUUAUUAUUGGACUAUAAACACAUAAUCAGGACAAUGCCCUACUCCCUGUGGAGGUGAUGUCUUCACAGUGAGAAUUCUAAAGGAUGAAAUCAACAGAUAUUUUUUUUAAAAGCCAAAGCCAGUACUGAUGUUUCCCUAUAUCUCACUUGUUUUUUGUACAGUAGGCUACUUUGAAAGCACAAAAAGUAUAUUAUCAUGAGUAAAUAUUAGGCUGAAUAAAUAAUCAUACACUGUACAGUAUGCACGUGUUUAUCUUUUGUUAUGUUGUGGUUGCUAUAUUAUCUUGCUGUAGGCUUUACUAGUUAUCACUAGCUGUAUUUUGCUCAAUUUAAUGUAGGGUACAGCGUAAUGCAGGCUAUCAACACUGAAAAGGGUUAGAAUACAGGAUAAAACAGCUGAGUGCAAUUACAUUUUCCAUUUGAUUUUCAUACUGCUUUGUCUAUCUGCUAUGAUGAAUAUGAUUUGUGCUUUACGUUGACAUGUUUCUUUGGGAAAUCAAAUUUGAAGGUGAGUUCACAAUAAUCCCUUCAAUAACGACUAAUAAGAAUGAAUUGGGUUUUUUUUAUCUUCUGUACUUAAGGAAUGACCCUAUAUGUGUGCCUGCUGUGAGUGUUCUCCCAUCAAUGUUUUCUAGGGCUUCAAAAUGAAUUGUAUUGAGAAUCUCUGUAAUAUCUAAAUGCAUCCCUGAAGACUAAUGAUGUAAAGUCCCAGACUGGGCAGAAGUCUUGAUGCACAGAUGGAAAUGGUGUCUGUAAAUUAUGCCAAAUUUAUGUAAUUUAAAGGAUAAUUAACUAACAAUAGACUACUUUUGAUUCACUAGCACACUUUCCCUAAUACUUGUCAGAAGCUCGCACAAUGCUUGG
Ictalurus punctatus (channel catfish) is the source of this 4514-nucleotide messenger RNA. RefSeq names its product mitochondrial calcium uptake family, member 3b (gene micu3b). The transcript is spliced from 14 exons. Gene Ontology annotation, cellular component: uniplex complex. The record is from RefSeq and is a predicted model, not a curated record. Lineage: Eukaryota; Metazoa; Chordata; Actinopteri; Siluriformes; Ictaluridae. The coding region runs from base 222 to 1658 and encodes 478 amino acids. Gene Ontology annotation, molecular function: calcium ion binding. Gene Ontology annotation, biological process: calcium import into the mitochondrion; mitochondrial calcium ion homeostasis.